GUGCGUCUCUGUGAAACACCAAAAGAGAAAUCUCUAAUGGAUGCACAUGACAACUUCUCUGAUGCCGUGCACCAGUCAUACACAAACCACAUUACUCGCCUCUUGUCCCAAACAUCACCACGAGGGAGAUCAUCACCUAGUAGAUUUGAUUCCAUUCAGGAUGCCCCCACAGAACCACUUUCAGUAACUUCUACCACUCGCACGAUAAAGCGUAAUCGCUUCCAAAAGGUCGAAGCAAACGAACCUUAUGCACCUUCACCCCAGCGCCACCAGAUGCAAUCAGCAUUGUCUAUCGACCAAUCAGACUAUCAACUAGAAGCAUCCCAGACACAAAUUCAAAAAACAAUGUCUACUAAUACUGAGACCUCGAAUCGCUUGGCUAAUACCACAGGUGGAUCAGCUAAAGAUGUAACUAUGUACUCACCAAGACGUCGACGCUUUGCUGGGGAUUACGAUGACGAAGAUGACAGGCCUCGAUCGAAGCAUAAGACUGCCAACAUGAUAGUGAAUACUCAAGGGUCAUCAAAAGCCAGUUCUUCACCAACCUCGUGCCUUUCUUCAAAACCUGACCAAGACAACACACAACAAACUGAUACGCAGCCUGAACAACAAACUUGUAGUCAAAAGCCAACCACAAAACAACCUUUGCUUGCCCACACAACCGAAAAUCCUUUACCGAACCCUAAAACCACCACAACAAAUACCACGAACGCAACCAAUUCCAUCGAUACUAACACGAACACGAACACGAACACCACAACCACCACCACCACCACCAC
Phycomyces blakesleeanus NRRL 1555(-) is the source of this 779-nucleotide messenger RNA. RefSeq lists its product as hypothetical. NCBI's taxonomy places the organism in Eukaryota, Fungi, Mucoromycota, Mucoromycetes, Mucorales, Phycomycetaceae. The transcript has a single exon. The record is from RefSeq and is a predicted model, not a curated record. The annotation marks the transcript as partial.